AUGGUAAAUUUCGAUUUAGGUCAAGUUGGAGAGGUAUUUCGUAGAAAAGACAAAGGGGCUAUAGUUGCAGAGGACAACUCAGAAGAAGAAGAUGUCGAUGCUUCUGAAUUCGAAGAAGAUGAAGUAAAGCCUGUGCGUACAAAGAACAGAAGGCCAAAGGAGGAUGCGUUUACACAACAAAGAUUGGCGGCUAUUAACCCGGUGUUAACGCCGAGAACGGUCUUGCCUCUUUACUUGCUGAUUGCUGUUGUGUUUGUUAUUGUAGGAGGGUGCAUAUUAGCGCAAAACGCCAAGGUAGAUGAGGUGACUAUAUAUUACCAGGAUUGUAUGAAGAAUGCGACGUCAUCAUGGAGCGAAAUGCCCUCUGAAUAUUGGCAAUUGCUUUUCCAUAAAAAUAAAACAUAUAAUGUGGCACCGCAAUGGAAGUUUGUAGACGAUGAAUCGGAUGACUUUACAAAACAAAGGGGCACCUGUCAAAUCAGGUUCCAUACACCAACAGAUAUGAAAAACAGUGUUUAUUUGAAUUAUGUACUGGAAAAGUUCGCUGCUAAUCACAGAAGGUAUGUUCUGUCCUUUAGCGAAGAUCAAAUACGUGGGGAAGACGCCUCUUAUGAAACGGUGCAUGAUGCAACAGGUAUAAAUUGUAAACCGUUAUCCAAGAACGCUGAUGGGAAAAUAUACUAUCCAUGUGGGCUAAUUGCGAACUCGAUGUUCAAUGACAGUUUCCCCCUACAGUUAGUAAAUGUGGACGAUACGUCAAAGAACUAUUCGUUGACCAAUAAAGGAAUUAACUGGGAGUCUGAUAAAAAAAGGUUCAAAAAAACUAAGUACAAUUAUACACAGAUUGCGCCUCCACCAUACUGGGAAAACAUGUAUCCAGACGGAUAUAACGAGACAAAUAUUCCUGAUAUUCAAGACUGGGAAGAAUUUCAGAACUGGAUGAGACCAGGUGCGUUUGACAAGAUUACAAAAUUGAUUAGGAUCAAUAAGAAUGAGAGUUUGCCAGCAGGUGAGUAUCAAUUGGACAUUGGCCUGCAUUGGCCAGUAUUGGAAUUCAAUGGUAAGAAGGGAAUCUACCUGACCCACGGUUCUCAUCUUGGCGGCAGCAAUCCAUUUUUGGGUAUAGUUUACCUAAUUGGGGGCUGUAUCUGUGCCGCCAUGGCACUGAUAUUGCUAUCAUUUUGGUUAAUUGGUGGAAGAAAGAUUGCCGAUGCAUCAAGUUUAUCAUGGAACAUGAAAUAG
This is a messenger RNA of Saccharomyces mikatae IFO 1815, 1242 nucleotides long. It is a transcript of the gene LEM3, whose product is annotated as Lem3p. Lineage: Eukaryota; Fungi; Ascomycota; Saccharomycetes; Saccharomycetales; Saccharomycetaceae. Bases 1 to 1242 code for a protein of 413 amino acids. The transcript has a single exon. Gene Ontology annotation, cellular component: plasma membrane; Golgi apparatus; endoplasmic reticulum. The record is from RefSeq and is a predicted model, not a curated record.